GUUCGGUGCUGGCGGCGCGGCCCGCACCGGGGCGGCGGCUCUGGGAGCCCCCGAUGGCGUCGAGCGCCGCCCGCGGGCCGCCGUGCCGGGAGCGGAGCGGCCGGGAGCGGCCGGGACGACGAUCGCGUUCUGCCGGGCGGAGCCGGAGCCGUAGUGGGGAGCGGGAGGGUGAACAGAGAGCGCUCCGGGAGGAGCAGCCGGCGGCAGGUCUGCGCUGUGAGCAUGGAGCAGAAGCUGCGAAAGCCCCGGGGAAACCGGGGCGGCCCCGAGCCUGUCCCGACGGCGCGGCGGAGGGCAGCGCCAACGGGGCAGUGGCGGCGCCGCGGGCUGCCGGGCGGCGAGGCAGGAAGGGCAAGGCCGAGGUGCUGCUGGUGGAGCUGUCCCGGGCCCCGGAGCCCAUCCGCGUGGAAAAGGGGCUGGGCAGCGGCGAGGAGCGGGACGGCGCGGAGACCCCGCGGGGCGGGCGGCCCAAGAGGAGGGCGGCCAAAGUGGCUCUGCUGUACCUGCAGGAGCUGGCGGAGGAGCUGAUGCCCGCCUGCCAGCCCCCUGCUCCCGCCAAGGGCGCGCCCGAGCCCAGCCAGAGGAAGCGCCGGAGGAGGAGGAGGGAGGAGGACGCGGACAGCGACGACCCCGCACGAGACGCUGACUUCGUGCCCUCGCAGGAGGUGCUGCAGGCAGAGGAGGAGGAGGAGGAGGGCAGCGACACGCUGCUCAGCGAGGCGUCGGAGCCAGAGCUGGAGGCACCCCGAGGGCACGGCGGGAGGACGGCAGCCACGGGGAGAUCCAAGCCCCAGUGCCGAGGCCUCGCCCCCAACGGCUUCCACAACUCCAUCAUGGCCCCAGUGGAGAAGAGCUCCAGCCUUACCUGCAGCCUGCGGGAGCAGAAGCACUCGCAGUGGGAGUUCCCCGACUGGAUCCCAGUGGCACACAGGUGGACGUGUCUCUCUGACAGCGAGGCUGCCCCGUACCUGCCAGCAGAGGAGAAGUCCCCGCUCUUCUCCGUCCAGCGUGAGGGCAUCCAGGACGAUGGUGCCUUGUACAGGUUAAACAGGUUCAGCUCUCUGCAGCCCCACCCAGAGCGCCUGGAUGUCUCGUUCUUCGUGGGCGGCCCGGUGUGGGCGAUGGCGUGGUGCCCAACCCCAGAGGGCUCCGCAGCCCCGCAGUACGUGGCCGUGUCCUGCCACAGGAGCAUGGAGGAGACGCACAGUGUGUCUGGGCUUCACUCAGGCCCUGCCCUCCUGCAGCUCUGGGACCUGGGCACGCUGCAGACGGAGCAGGGCUCUCCCAACAAAGCCAGGCUGGCCUAUGCCAUCGCUGCUGACUACGGCUGUGUGUGGGACAUGAAGUUCUGCCCCAGUGGUGCCUGGGAGCCACCCACUGCAGCCCGGAUGCACCCACAGAUGAGCCGGCUGGGCCUGCUGGCUGCUGCCUUCUCAGACGGCAGGGUGGUGGUGUAUGCCCUGCCGCACCCUGAGGCCCUGCACCACGCCAAGACAACCCAGGUAAAAGAUGGGUCCCUCCACAAGCACCUUAUCUGCAAGGUACAGUGCAUCGCCACACUUCAGGUGGGCUCCAUCCAGGCAGGUAAUGGAUCCGAGUGUGGACAGUGCUUCAGUCUCUCCUGGAUGCCUUCCAAGCCCCACCAUCACCUGGCAGCAGGGUUUUAUGAUGGCACCGUGGCAGUGUGGAACCUGCUCACCAAAUCCCUGCUGCAGUGCGUGCACCAGCCUGACGCCUCCCUCAAGCUCUACCCUUUCCGGUGCUUUCUGGCCCAUGACCAGGCAGUCCGGAGCAUUGAGUGGUGCAAAGCUGACAGCAACUUCCUGGUCACGGUGGGCAGCGAUCGCAAGAUCAAGUUCUGGGACCUGCGGCGGCUCUACGAGCCCAUCAACAGCAUCAAGCGCUUCCUGAGCACCGAGGUGGCCUGGCUGCUGCCCUACAAUGGCAUCACUGUGGCCCAGGACAACUGCUAUGCCCCGUACGGGCUCUGUGGGAUCCACUACAUCGACGCCGGGUACCUGGGCUUCAAGGCCUAUUUUGUGGCCCCUCGCAAGGGCACCGUGUGGAGCAUCUCUGGCUCGGACUGGUUGAACACAGUAGCUGCGGGUGACAUCACCGGUGAGCUGGUGGCAGCGGUGCUGCCUGACCUGGCUGUCAACCCCCUCAACAUCAAGCGCUCCUCGGACCGCAGAUUUCCCGUGUACAAAGCUGACCUGCUGCCCUGCAGCCCUGACGGGCCCGAGGGCAGCGAGCAGGCCCUGCCCAGGACCCAUCGCUACAGUGAGAUGGUCGCCAGGAGCUACAUCCGAUUCCAGGACACGGACCUGCGCAGCUUCCAGAACUUCACGAGCCGGGAGCCCAUGCGCCGGAUGCACGUGCAGGAGCUGAAGGCAGAGCUGAGCCUCGACCGCCUGCAGCUGGAGGCCCUCCACAAGGUGCGCUUCAGCCCUAACCUGGACUCGCAGGGAUGGCUGGUGUCGGGCGGGCAGGCGGGCAUUGUGCGGGCGCACUGCCUGGCAGGGCUGGCCUCCGGCGUGGGCCACCAGCUGCUCCCAGAGUGCCAGGCCCGCUUCAGCAUCCUCUAUGGGGACACACCCAGCAGCCCUGCCCCCCCUGAGCACCCCCUGCUGCCAGCCGAGUAGGGGUGUCAGUCCCUCACGCUGCUGCCAUGUGCUCACCCUGGGCAGGGCUUGGGGCUGGGGCCAGCUGGGCUGGCGUGGGGCUGUGGGCCCUCAGUGCUGCUUUCCUGAUGGGCGUCUGCUGCAGGAGGGACAGCUGCUCCCAGCCGUUCCCUGGGAUGCUCGGGACACUCGUCCUCGUGCUCUGGGCCUGGAAGGGUCUGUCUGCACUGUUUGCUCUGAGCUGGGCAGGGGUGGUGGGACCUGGCGUGUCCAGGGCUGAGCUGUGGGUGUGGCCCUGCAGAAGCCCCGUGGGCUCCACCAGCGUGGAGCUGUGCUUGUGGUCGCCUCCAUCCCCACGGAGCGCCGGAGGGCAGGGAAGGGGCUGGGGGCUGUGGAGUUGCUCACAUUGAGCUCGUGUUCAGCUGUGCAGAAUAAA
Molecule: messenger RNA, 3057 nt
Organism: Onychostruthus taczanowskii (white-rumped snowfinch)
Lineage: Eukaryota; Metazoa; Chordata; Aves; Passeriformes; Passeridae
Gene: GTF3C2
Product: general transcription factor IIIC subunit 2
Exons: 18
Coding region: 54-2642 (862 amino acids)
Biological process (GO): transcription by RNA polymerase III
Cellular component (GO): transcription factor TFIIIC complex
Molecular function (GO): protein binding
Source: RefSeq, a predicted model, not a curated record